Molecule: messenger RNA, 1071 nt
Organism: Aureobasidium pullulans EXF-150
Lineage: Eukaryota; Fungi; Ascomycota; Dothideomycetes; Dothideales; Saccotheciaceae
Exons: 2
Coding region: 1-1071 (356 amino acids)
Source: RefSeq, a predicted model, not a curated record
AUGCGGAUGACGGUCGACUUCGGAGAGAUCCCGAACAUCUACAUGGUCUUGACCAGUUUCUUCAUCUUUGCUUUCCUCUUCGGCAGCGGCCAACACAGAGCAGCGAAUCACCGCUUGAGAGAAGCCGUUGAUCUUGCGUUGUCCAUGGAUAUGGACAAACCUCGGGCAUACGACAGUCUCGACCCAGAGACAAGAGACCAGUGGUUACGAACAUAUCUGGUAUUGUCUGUUACGGAGAGAACAUUCGCACACCAGAAGCGCUACACCAUCAAAUCUCGAGGUAGCCCCACCGCCAACGCUUGUUUCAUUCGCGCCUUUGGUUCUUUCACUUCCUAUUCCGCACAUCGCGACAAGACAGACAGCAUGGGCAUGAUCAGUCUACUCUACCUAAUGGAAGCCUACAACGCCAUCGACGAAAGUGUUGUGGGAUGCUGGGCUGGAUAUUGCAAGUACAGCCACGGACAUUGCGAAGACUUUGACCGAAGACUGGCACUUCGUAUGUUCAGAGCUCAAGAGCGUGCUCGAGAAGACUGGCUCGCUGGAAGCAUCUCAUCUGAACCUUCCACUCCGCUUCCGUCGGUCCAUCAAUUGCUUGAAAGCCAACAAGUAGACAUUGUGGUUACUCACUUCUGGCUCCUGAACAAGAUAUGGGAACUCUGCAUGUCGCAUGGCCUUCUUCGCGACGACUCUGAGCAUAGAGAGCUGCGCCUGGAUUUUGCAUACCAUGUGGCCUACAAGUUUGGCACUUCUUGUCAUGCGAUGAACCUACACGCACUGGAAUUUCACGGCUUUGGGAUAGUCGAGAAGAUAGUCGAUAUCACUAUGGGCCUGAUCAAAGCCGUCAACUCUUCGACCCAACUGUCUUUGGAAUCUAGCCUGACCGACUACGAUCCCCUCACCGACAAAACUACCGUUCCUGGCCCUUCAGUCAGACUGGUAUUGGGAAAUCUUCAUCAGAUUGUUCAGAAUCUCCGCGGAGGUAGCCACGACUACGUGUCUCGACUUACGAUGGCUCUAGAGGCAGUACCCGGGUACAGUGGCGCGGCAGAACCUCAUCACUCAGUCGCUUGA